Molecule: messenger RNA, 1169 nt
Organism: Scaptodrosophila lebanonensis
Lineage: Eukaryota; Metazoa; Arthropoda; Insecta; Diptera; Drosophilidae
Exons: 4
Coding region: 77-1069 (330 amino acids)
Source: RefSeq, a predicted model, not a curated record
UACAACGUACUACAUAUAAAUAUUUCAAAACAUCAAUUUAUUUUUAAAAGUAGAGACAAUUUAAUACUCUUUGAAAAUGCCGCGCAAGAGGCCCACAUUCAAGACCGAUGUCAUCGGCAAAAUGGAUCUCAAACCGGAACAUGCUGUGGGCGAUUACAUUCAAUCGUGCCAGCAGGAACAGUUCUUCGUCAAACCCCCGAAUUGGGACUCGCCUGGGGAUUCUAUUGAGAUGUUGUUUAUUUCCAAUCAGCGAGAGCACGAGCAAAUGCGCGUUAUGCAGAGAGAUAUGCACAAAAAUGCGAAACGCCAGACCGAGAUCAACUGCACGCGUAUACAGAGACUUUACAAGAUUCAAGAUCGGUUGCGGAAGCGAUUCAUUGAGGUCAACAGCUUUAUAAAAGAAUGCGCUGACAAGAAACGCAGUGCCGAGAAGAUUAUUCAGCAUGAGAACGAUGUGCACUCGGAACUAUCGAAGGAAAUCGAUGAUAUGAAUGCGUCCCUGAAAGAGCUGAAAAUAUUUCGCAAGGAUCUGAAGUCAACAGUUAAGGAAUUCGAGCCCUAUGAGCGCGUGCUGGAUGAUGUUGUGCAGGUGUCCGACAUAUUUGAGUCUCCAAAAGAUUGCAUGGAUCGCUGCGAUGCACUCAUGCUCGCCCAAGUUGAAAUCAACAAACUGGAAAUACAAAAGAUACAAGAAAUUGAGGAAAUGCGCAAAACUAUGCUAAAAGUCACCAACGAAGCAGCCCUAACUGUUUUGGGUCUUAAGAAUGAUUUGGCCAAACUGGAGCGUUCGUAUAAUCAGUCGCGCACCAUUAGUCUGAGGAGGGAAAAGGUGCUGACCACCUGCAAGACUGCAAUCACUACGAAUAAUCUGGACAAGGAGCGAACCUUGGACGGCAUACAAAUUUUGUAUCAUAUGUUGUGCAAGCGACGCGAUAUAAAUCCUAGCUUUAGCCGUCGCGAUGUAGAAAAGUGCUUGAACUUUAUAAAACGUGAAGUUGAAAUUUUUCACGCAGUUCUGCGAGAGUCUGACAAACCAGGAAAGCGAUCUUUAAAAGGUCCACCUUGUUAAAGUCUCUGAUUAUUGUUCUGUCAAUGGACUUUACAUAAUUCUGUUUUGCAAUUUUUAUACUUAAACAGAUUUAAUAUAUAAUUAGGAUCUUAUCAACAUA